This is a messenger RNA of Trichosurus vulpecula (common brushtail), 4348 nucleotides long. It is a transcript of the gene SLC25A51, whose product is annotated as solute carrier family 25 member 51. The transcript is spliced from 2 exons. The record is from RefSeq and is a predicted model, not a curated record. Bases 208 to 1095 code for a protein of 295 amino acids. NCBI's taxonomy places the organism in Eukaryota, Metazoa, Chordata, Mammalia, Diprotodontia, Phalangeridae.
GGGGGUAGGGUGAGGCCGGCCGGCCGAGCGGCUCGUUUUUGUGCGCAGUGCGCCUGCGCACUGCCUCUCCUGCUGCUCCCUCACUUCGGUGGCGGCUUUCCUGAUAGCCCUCCUGCGGGGGGAGCCUAGGCCCCUUAGUCCGCUGCGAUGGGGGGUAGCCAUCCGGUAAAAAAAAUUCCCAUAUGAAGAAGAAAAACUUUCUUCGAUAUGAUGGAUUCAGAAGCUCACGAAAAGAGGCGAAAAAUCCUGUCUCCUCCACAGCAGGAUAUAUCACCUCACACUGUUAAUAAUUUUAAGCACUACCUUUGUGGUUGCUUUGCAGCCUUUAACAACAUAGCAAUCACAUACCCCAUUCAGAAGAUCCUUUUUCGGCAGCAGCUGUAUGGACUCAAAACUCGAGGUGCAAUACUUCAGUUACAGAAGGAGGGAUUGCGAAAUUUGUACAGAGGGAUCCUGCCUCCAUUGAUGCAGAAGACUACAACAUUAGCACUUAUGUUUGGUCUCUAUGAAGAUUUCUCUUUCAUUCUCUGCCAGCAUAUCAGUACUCCUGAAAUUGUGACUCGAAGUACAGCAGCCGCUAUGGCUGGUGCAACAGAGGCACUUCUUACACCUUUGGAACGUGUACAGACACUGCUGCAAGACAACAAGCAUCAAGAUAAAUUUACAAACACUUAUCAUGCUCUCAAGGCUUUGAGAUCCUAUGGAAUUGGAGAAUAUUAUCGAGGUUUGAUACCCAUUCUUUUCCGUAAUGGACUCAGCAAUGUACUGUUUUUUGGCCUUCGAGGACCCAUCAAGGAACAUUUGCCUGAAGCAAAUUCUCAUAGCGCUCAUUUGAUUGAUGAUUUUAUCAGUGGAGGUCUAUUAGGUGCCAUGUUGGGAUUCUUGUUUUUUCCAGUGAAUGUUGUCAAAACUCGAAUGCAGUCUCAGAUUGGUGGGGAAUUUCAGUCUUUCCCCAAGGUUUUUGCAAAAAUCUGGCUAGAGCGUCAUGGGAAAUUGACACAUCUUUUCAGAGGUGCCCAUCUGAAUUACCAUCGAUCCCUCAUAUCUUGGGGCAUAAUUAAUGCAACUUAUGAGUUCAUGUUAAAGGUAUUAUGAAAGAGGUCAUCAAUAAAAUCCCAAUCAUAAGCUCAGUAGAACUUCCAAGAAGACUUCAGUUAUACCUUGGUUGUUAACAGGUUGAAUACCUAGACAGUGUCAUAAGUCAAACUGAGCAAGAUGAAAUGAGCAGAAUAAUUUUUCUUUGGGAUAAAAAAUGAGAAUAAAGAUUUAUGGGUAGGGAAGUUAAAAUUAUUUUUUAUCAAUACUUGCUAGAUCUAGACUUUUGUUAUUGUUAAUUACCAUCAGUGUUGAUGGAAAGGUUCAAAGUCCAAGAAGUGAUUUUUUUUUAAAAUUCUUUGAACAGUCUAUAUUAAAACUUGAGCUGCCACAAACAGCUGGAGAAAAGAGCCCUAGUGUCCUGAGAUUUCUCAGGCUUUUUGUGCUUUACUGUCAUUUGCUCGCUAAAGCUGUAGAAAAGGAUCUUUAGUUUUGUGAGGUUUCAGAAUUUGGAGAGUCAGGGAGGAAAGCAAAAUAGAGAAGAGAAGCAGCUCUAUUAGGUAUGGGCUUUUCAUGGAAAAACUGCCUACCUGCACUGUAAAGCCAAAUUUAUACAGUUACCAAAACUGUGUUGCUCUUAAGUCACAUAGGAUUUUAUUGUGAUGGAACUGAGCAACUGUUACAAAAUAACUUUCUGUUCUGGAAAACUCAGAACUUUAAAUUAAUAAUUAUAAGCUUCAGUUUUCCUUUCUAGAUGUAAUUCUCUCAUUUAAUGGAUCCAAGAUUUAUGUUGAAGAAUAACUUUAGAUGUUGAUUUAUCCUGUUUAAAGUUAAAUUUCAUCACAAAAAUGAGGAAACUUGAAUCUGUUAGUUUGUCCUUUGAAACAAAAACUUUCAUUCCAUUUUCACAUGGCACAGAACUGUGUCUGAUUGAAUUGGUGCUUCAUCAGCACAGGUGUUUUGUUUCCUUGCAUGGUCACUUAGGUAACUUGAAUUCCACUAACUCACUAUAAUCCUUCCUCCCUUCUCCCCUUGAAAAGAAGCAGCUUUAUUUAGUUGUUACUUCAUCUCCACCUCUGACAUGUGUCCUGGCUUUGCAAAAGUUCAUUAUUUUGUAGCCUGUGCUUUUUCCGGUUUCUGAACAAAACCUGGAAAAAACCUGAACUCUUGCUUUGUAUUAGACUAGCUAAUUUUUUGUUGGGACCCAAAUUUCAGAUUAUCUUCAUAUACCAUAAAAUUCAACCAAGUCUUAAGCUUCUGGGUAAGACUUUGGAAUUUUAGCAGUUGACGCUUAACUAGAUAUCUUGACAGCUAGUAGCUAAACAAGUUGGAAAUAUCAUUUACUGAAGAAAUGGGAUUUAAACCUUUUUUUUCAGGUAAAUAACGUGGUCGAAAUGACUGACAUAAAUCAGAAUUUUACAAACAGAAAUAUCCUAAGAAAAUUAUUUAACCUAUAAAAGAGCUACUAAAUAUUUAACUUUAAAAUAGGUUGGUUUCAGAUAUCUUCCAUACUGACAUCAGUGACUUUUCAACUUAGAACUGCUGCCUCCUUUUUUAUAGGAGUGAUAAAUGGAUGUUGUACAGCAGUUUAAUGUCCCGACCUUGCCAUUCAAAUGUUUUAAUAAUCUAUGAGAAUCUGUGCUUAAAAUCAAGGCUUUGACAAGUGGCGUUUACUAAGGGUUGCAUGGGAUUAGUUAGUGAAAAGUCUAGAAAGAAUACAUACUUCUAAAUGCAGUAUGUGACUGACUGAUCUAGUGAAUUUGACAUCUUCAGCUAUAUGAAAUGAGAAUCCAGCAAACACCAUUUUUAAAAAUUGCUUUCUAUAACUGCAUUAACAGCCUUAAAGUGGCCCCAUUUUGUUAUGUUGUAGAUGAAAAGAUAUAAACUGGCAUUAAGGAUAUUAUUAACACUAUUCAGGGUUAAAUGUUACCAUUUCAAAUCACCAAAUAUGUGUGUAUGGCGACCUAAAACUUAAUAAGUGGAAGAUUAUUUAAGCAAAUGGAGUGGCACUUUUCAGAGUUUAAAUUUUUAAAAAAUAUGUGAGGUAGGCCUUGAUUUUGGUCAUGUUUUCAGACAAAACCUUUGGAAAUAUUCCCAAAUACUCACGCUUAUGUAUGCAUGCAUUGUAAAUUAUUUCCCCCUCCAUUGUACCUUGGUCUACUGAAUUGAUUGUAUUAUCUUUAUUCCAUCUUGGUCCACUCCUGUGUUUACACUCCAGUUGGUAGAAGUUGUGUUCUCAUGCACUUUUGUAGACUGUAAAUGAAAUUAGAAGUUGGAGAGAGUGCCUAGUUUUCCCUCUCUGUUUAGUUUUGCUUUGUCCUUUUUCUUUUUUUUUUCAAUAAACAAGUUGGCUCAUGAAAUAACAUUUUUAAUGCUUCUAACUCUGGAUGCUAUUUUGGAUUUCCUUGUCACUUUGUUACAGCAUAUGAAAACCAGAAUGCACAUAUGUUAUAGAUGAAGAUGAUUUUGCAUCACACAAGACAUCUUCAGUUUGACAAAAGAUUGGAUGAUACUUGUGUGGAUCAUUUAGCCAUCUGCAUUGUUUCGGACUUUAAAAAAAGUGUAGUCACUGAAUUUUCAACUUCAGUGUAACUAGCUUGCUGUAAGACUUUUGAAAAGGUAAAUGUUUGUUAACUUUAUCUGAAAAGCUUUUAAAGUGGUCUUUGUGUCACCCCAUUGUCUAUUUGUGAACAUGGGGGUGCUUUUUGUUUUGCCCUUAAUUAAAUGCCUCCAGGAAUAAGUUACAGUUUUGUACACAGUCCUAAACAUUUGUGUGUGCCCCCAAUAUAGUAAAACACAGCCUCUGUAUGUCAAUAACUUCUGCUGCAUCUCUAUUUUAUUUACAAGUGGCCAGAAAAAAAUGGGCUUUUCUUCUUAGUUAGCAUUCAUCUUAGCUAAGGUUGUACAGACCAUGUAAUAUAUAUAUUGUGAACAGUGCUGUAAAAUAGGAUCGUGUGGAUGGAGAACUGAAAUUCCUAAGUGUAGAUUACUGGAGUAAUACUUAUAUUUCAGUGCAGCGUAGUAGAAAGAUAUGUGUAAGAAAAAGAACACGUUAAUAAAACUGGGCUUCAUGGCAAAGCAGUCAUGUCUGAAAAGCAGAUCCAGUAUAGGUGAAAUUAUGUACUAUGUGGUAUUCAGUCAUGAAGUAAAAUUUGCAGUAAAAGGGGGAAAGCACUUGGAUCCAGUUUUGCUUUUUAACUUCAAUAAAAGAUAUCUCCAUUUGUUUUCUGAUGAAGAGCAAAGUAUUAUGUAUAUUUUAGGAACUUGGAAAUUUUUCUCCAAUCUUAAAAGAUUAAAUUAUCUUGUUUUAAAA